This is a messenger RNA of Moesziomyces aphidis, 456 nucleotides long. NCBI's taxonomy places the organism in Eukaryota, Fungi, Basidiomycota, Ustilaginomycetes, Ustilaginales, Ustilaginaceae. The record is from the annotation of a GenBank genome assembly.
AUGCCAACUGCGACCCACUCGAUCUACCGCAGCCUCGACCAUGCCAACAACGAUCCACUCGACAACACGGCGGCCAACCUGCACUGGGUGACGCCAUCAUUCAACACCCUCAACAUGCGGAGGACCGCACCGUCUUCGGGCUUCUUUGGCUUCGCUAAAUCUGGGCAGCGUUUCAAAGUCGUUGUAGCAGGUGUGCCGAAUGGCACGUACAACAAUGCUGAGACUGCCACGCUCAUCUACAACAUCAUCACGCGGCUCAAGUACGGAUCUCAGCUCGACAAGACGCCGCACCUGCUCAACCAGGUCGGCGUCGGCGCGGAUUCUCUUGCAGACACGCUGCUUCGCGUCUACGAGGACUCGCUCUUGGCGCCGUCUCCACGAGUAGCAGCACCCGUGCUGCCGGCAGCCGUGCUACCUCCAGCAGCACCCUCACCUUCCUCGCUGGAGCCACCUUGA